AAUCAUACUGUCAGCUGUUUUUUGAAAGAAUUGAAUAACAAAAAAUUUCAAAACAGAUAGAUGAUAGAACAGAAAUAAAUGGCGCUGCGAAGUAUCAACAAUCUGGAAAUGUUCUUGAGGCGAUGCACGGCACCCACGUUACACCGCUGCUGUGUGGCCAGCAGCAGAACAGCGCACACAGCUAGCAGCUGCAGCAGCAGCAAAGGCAGCGGCGACGACAAUAACAAAGACGAGAAAAAAUCCGGACAGAGGAAGUUCGGUUGGCGCAGUGUUCUGCGGUUCUGUGUGCCCUUCUCGCUGGGUGCCUUGGCCAGUGCUAUGCUGAUACAGUCGGACGACCUCACGCCAACGAUCUCAGCCCGUUCGCUGAGCGGACGACGAAAGGAAUUCAACUUCAUUGCUGACGUGGUGGCCGGCUGUGGGGACUCCGUGGUGUACAUCGAGAUUAAGGACACGCGCCACUUUGACUACUUCAGUGGCCAGCCCAUAACGGCGUCCAACGGAUCGGGGUUCGUGAUCGAGCAGAACGGCCUCAUUCUGACCAAUGCCCAUGUGGUGAUCAACAAGCCGCACACGAUGGUGCAGGUGCGGCUGUCGGACGGACGCACCUUUCCCGCCACCAUCGAGGACGUGGACCAGACCUCCGACCUGGCCACGCUGCGCAUUCAGGUCAGCGGCCUGUCCGUGAUGAGGCUCGGCAAGAGCAGCACCCUGCGGUCCGGCGAGUGGGUUGUGGCCUUGGGCAGCCCCCUGGCGCUGAGCAACACGGUUACCGCCGGCGUCAUCAGUGCCACGCAGCGCGCCUCCCAGGAGCUGGGGCUGCGCAAUCGCGACAUCAACUACCUGCAGACGGACGCGGCCAUUACGUUUGGCAACUCGGGAGGGCCGCUGGUGAAUCUGGAUGGCGAGGCCAUUGGCGUCAACUCCAUGAAGGUGACCGCUGGCAUCAGCUUUGCCAUACCCAUCGACUAUGUGAAGGUGUUCCUCGAGCGGGCCGCGGAGCGUCGCAAGAAGGGCUCCGCCUACAAAACGGGCUAUCCUGUCAAGCGGUACAUGGGCAUCACCAUGCUGACCCUCACUCCGGACAUACUGUUCGAGCUGAAGUCCCGCAGCCAGAACAUGCCCAGCAAUCUCAUGCACGGCGUGCUGGUCUGGAAGGUCAUUGUCGGCUCACCGGCUCACAGUGGCGGUCUGCAGCCAGGCGACAUUGUCACUCACAUUAACAAGAAGGAGAUCAAGAACUCAUCGGACGUUUACGAUGCCCUGGCCGAAGGACGAAAAGAUCUGGAAAUUGUCAUACUGAGAGGUGUGAAGCAAAUGCACGUGAAAAUCACACCAGAAGAUCCCUAGAAGAGGAUUAUGCUGUGCUUCCAAGCCUUCCUAGCCUCCACUUACCAACCCACUGCUAUUAUUAGUUUUAGUUUAAAUUUGACUUGAUUGUGCUUAAGUGAUUUGCCAUAUAUACAUAUAUGUACGAACCAAACUGA
Messenger RNA from Drosophila obscura, 1487 nucleotides. It is a transcript of the gene HtrA2, whose product is annotated as serine protease HTRA2, mitochondrial. Gene Ontology annotation, biological process: proteolysis; programmed cell death; positive regulation of apoptotic process. The record is from RefSeq and is a predicted model, not a curated record. The coding region runs from base 79 to 1350 and encodes 423 amino acids. Gene Ontology annotation, molecular function: protein binding; serine-type endopeptidase activity. The transcript has 2 exons. Lineage: Eukaryota; Metazoa; Arthropoda; Insecta; Diptera; Drosophilidae.